This is a messenger RNA of Didymodactylos carnosus, 405 nucleotides long. Lineage: Eukaryota; Metazoa; Rotifera; Eurotatoria; Philodinida; Philodinidae. The record is from the annotation of a GenBank genome assembly.
AUGGACGGUGAUGUUACAGUAGGCGACGAUUCGACAAAACUUCAAAACUCAGCAUCAUCUUCAACAAAAAAUUGUAGUUUGCCGUCUCAGCCGUAUCCAGUCACUAACACAACAAAUGACAAGAAUUCAUUAGCUCAUAAGGAUAGUGUCGAAAACAAACGAUUACCAGAUUUGAAAAGACAACAAUCAGUGAAAGAUAAUGAACAAAUCAUGACAAAUCUAAUCUGUCCAUUAACCGAACGAGUAUUUGACGAUCCUGUGACAGCAGGUGAUGGUCAAACAUACGAGCGAGCAGCUAUUAUCGAAUGGCUUAACCUUUAUCAUUGUUCACCUAGUACAGGAGAAGCGAUGGAUAGUAACCUAAUUAAUAAUGAUCAAAUAAAAAAUGUUAUUAAAUCCCUUUAA